Molecule: messenger RNA, 831 nt
Organism: Hibiscus syriacus
Lineage: Eukaryota; Viridiplantae; Streptophyta; Magnoliopsida; Malvales; Malvaceae
Product: probable membrane-associated kinase regulator 6
Exons: 2
Coding region: 24-698 (224 amino acids)
Source: RefSeq, a predicted model, not a curated record
GCUGGUUUACAAGAGUGGAAGCCAUGGAAGCAUCCCAGCAGCUCUCCAUUGAAAGCUUUUCGUAUAGUUGGUUAGUAAACCUAAAACCAGCUUCUUCAGAUGGUUUGGACGGCUCGUUAAGAGCCUCGCUUGAUGCAUGCGACGAAGCUUCUUUCAUCGAAAUGGAUCCCAGGAUGCCGCCUUCCAACAGAUUUUUCAGACGCUCUCAAGAUUUCAAGUUUGAUUUCCCCAUUUCACAAGCUCCUCUCACGCUCGUUCAUGCAGAUGAGCUUUUUUCCGAUGGCUACAUCGUGCCUUUUUUUGUUAACCCUUUGAAGAUCGAGGCAUAUGAAAUUGAAGCUUCUGAUUCAGUUUCAGCCAUGGCUAUAGCUACUUCUUCACAAGUGCCGGCGGUUCCGCCCAGUAAAACAAACCGUCCAUCUCUCUCGCGGUGUCGAAGAUUGUCCAGAAGGAUAUUAUCGAAAUACUUGGAUUUUCUGAGGCCAUUGUAUAGGAGAAUACGGGGAAGAAAGUCGAACGGUAGAGCCGAAAGCGUCGAUGCGGGAAUUCAAACGAAGAAGAAAUGGGUGUACUCAGCUGAAGCAUCUCCUCGGAUCAGCGUCGCGUACUCCGGCGCCGAUGAGUGGCGGAACUCGUGCGAUUCCGAAAGCUCCAUCUACGAGGCGGUUCUGCAUUGCAAAAAAUCAAUCGGCAAAUGAAUGGAGGAGGAUUUUUCAAUUCACAUGGGAGAGAAGAAAAUCUGGCGACUUGUUAUUUGUCCACUUUCUUCUCUACUUUUUUUUUCUUUUUUGUGCGUGAGCAUGUAUAUUUUUGAGUGGAGAAGAAGAACAA